This is a messenger RNA of Emiliania huxleyi CCMP1516, 600 nucleotides long. RefSeq lists its product as hypothetical. The transcript is spliced from 6 exons. The coding region runs from base 1 to 600 and encodes 199 amino acids. The record is from RefSeq and is a predicted model, not a curated record. NCBI's taxonomy places the organism in Eukaryota, Haptophyta, Isochrysidales, Noelaerhabdaceae.
AUGGUCUCAGGCCCAGCGGGCAGCCCUCGUGGCUGGGUGCCGGCUCGCUUCGCGUGGGCGCCUCCUCCCGCCGCCGAGGACAUCUGCGACGUUUGCGGUGGCGCCUCCGCCCCCGGGGACGCCCUCCUAGGCUGCAUCGACGCGUGCGGCCGCCUCUUCCACUUCGGCUGCCUCGACAACCCGCCCAAGCGGCGGCCGAGGAGCGGCGCGUUGCUUUGCCCCGAGUGCCGCGCGGCGGCGCCUGCCAGGGCCCUCAAGGAGGCCCUCAAGGACUCCCCGGCUCAGAAGCGGGCGCGCAAGGCGGCGCCCAAGGAGGCGCGGCCGCUGUCCGAGCACGAGACACUAGCGCCGCCGCUCUCCGAGUACGAGCGCGAGCGGCAGAGGAACAUCGAGAGCAACCAGCAGAAGCUGGCGGAGCUUGGCCUCGAGCCUGCGGUGCCGACCAAUCAGCGGGCGCUAGGCUCGAGUGAGCACUUGUGGACCGACGCGUACACUGCCGCACCGCCCCCUUCCUCGAUCAUGCGCGUUUGCAUUUAUCCGGUCCGUGUUUAUGUUACUGUGAUCUCUUGCCGUGCGUGCCGCGAGUACGUCUCAGUGUAA